AUGCUCGAGCACCUUUCCCGGGGGAAAAUCGAGUUCUUGACCCUCACCGCCGGAGAUCUCACCUUACGCAAGUUGAAGCGCGUCCAUGCAGCACUUACUCAAACCCAAUCCUCGACACCAACGAUGCCCCACGUUCGAGCUCUGGUGUCUAUCGACAUGCUCCGGUUGCUGCUAAGGCGUCUAGGAGUACGCGCGGUUCAAGACGCCAUCACGCGGGCGAUGCAGCAAGUUAAUGAGCGCGAAGAACCGCCAGUUGAUGCGAGCUCUAUCGCUCUGUUAACAAGCUCCAACCUCGCUGCCGUGCUGCUGGUCGCGCGGCAUCAACCUCUGCACUCAUCUGCAAAGUCCAGAUCCAGCAGCUCCCCGUGCUCAUCGAUAUCGUCGUCCCCACGCUGCAGCACGCCUCGGAGCCCUGCAGCUGCAGCCAGUCGCCGCAGCAUCUUGGCCAAGGACGGCGUCCACGUGCUGAUGCAGGAGAAGUUGGUCUCGUUCGACCACCGCGGACAAGCGAACGCUCUGCCCGCGUUCCGAGUGCGUGGUGCCAGCGCAGCAACCACGGACUCCGCAGCCAAGCGGCGCCAGCGGAGUCUUCAGUAUGCCAGCGAGCAUGUGACGCACCGCACCGUCAACCUGUAA
Messenger RNA from Phytophthora sojae, 636 nucleotides. RefSeq lists its product as hypothetical. Bases 1 to 636 code for a protein of 211 amino acids. Lineage: Eukaryota; Oomycota; Peronosporomycetes; Peronosporales; Peronosporaceae. The transcript is spliced from 2 exons. The record is from RefSeq and is a predicted model, not a curated record.